AUGGAGUGGUAUCGAACAAAGUUUAUCAAAACCGGGUCGUUUGGACCGGUGAAACACGCGAUGGUACGAUCUCGUUCUUGUUGUUGUUGUUCUUGUUUUGCGCGUUGUUUUUCUCUCGUCUCAUCGUUAUCUCGUGUGUCAUCACAUCUUCUUCCCCUAAAAACACUUGAAGAAGAAGGUUUUUGA
Bathycoccus prasinos is the source of this 186-nucleotide messenger RNA. RefSeq lists its product with no specific name. The transcript has a single exon. NCBI's taxonomy places the organism in Eukaryota, Viridiplantae, Chlorophyta, Mamiellophyceae, Mamiellales, Bathycoccaceae. The coding region runs from base 1 to 186 and encodes 61 amino acids. The record is from RefSeq and is a predicted model, not a curated record.